UCAUUCGUAAAGCCACCUAGACCCCAGUUAGACCUCAUUAAAGGUCAGGGGUUUUAGAGGCUAUUUUGGAGGUCAAAUUCAAACUUUUCUCUAUUGAGGCACAUGACUCUUCCUGUAUUGACUUCCGUGGUGUUAUCUAGUGAAAGCCAUAGAGGAGGGACCAGAGUUUAUGGUUUUAUGACUCUUAUAACACACUGACACGGUCAAACACACUCCCAUCGUGGUCCAGCGCUCGGGUCGGUGUGAAGCCUGUUGUGGAUUCAUUCUAGAGUUUGUUGGAUACUGUGUGGAUUUGAUCAUGUCGACGGGGGUUCAGCUGCUGGGGUUUCUGAUGUGUUUGGGAGGCUGGCUGCUCUCCUUCGUGUCGUUGGUGAAUGAUUCGUGGCGCACCUCGACGUUUUCGGAUCAGGUGAUCACGUCUGUGUGGUACUAUCAGAACCUGUGGCAGUCCUGUGCCGAGGGAAGCACCGGCGUCACAAACUGCAAGCAGUUUGAGUCCAUGCUGUCUCUGUCUGGAUAUAUCCAGGCCUGUCGAGCUCUGAUGAUAAUCGCUCUCAUUCUGGGUUUGCUGGCUGUUAUUCUGGCCGCGAUGGGCCUCAAGUGCACUAAACUGGGCAGCACAUCUGAGGAGUCGAAGGGCAAGAUCAGCCUCACAGCCGGAGUCUUGUUCAUCCUGUCAGGUGUGUGUGUUAUGGUAGCCGUGUCGUGGUACGCCGCUCGAGUCGUUCAGGAGUUUAAUGAUCCGUUUUACGGAGGAACAAAGUAUGAACUGGGCGCCGGUCUGUAUCUGGGAUGGGCGGCAGCCGCUCUGGCUAUACUGGGCGGAGCAAUCCUCUGCACUUCCUUUAAAAGCUCAAGACCUGCGCAAACACGGGGUCACGACUAUAACUACAGCUCUUCACAGCCGCAGAAGAUCUACAGACCAGCGCCGGCGUCAGAAAACAGCACCUCUAAAGCUUAUGUCUGAGCCUCUCCUUUCAGCUUUCAUUUUUUUUGUACGUGGAAAUGUGUAUUUUGUUCAGUACUUGCAUUUUAGAAGUCAACGAAUUGAGCUUAUUUAAUUGACUGAAUGUGCACGGUUCAUUAUUUCAUAAUCUCGCAUCAGAAUGUAUAUAACUUUCUCCGCUUAUAUGAGAAGACUUCAGUUUUCAAGGUUCAGUCAGCAGAUGCUUUCAGAUAAGAGUUAGAUGCUUUAUAAUAAUUCACUGCAUGUAAAAUAUCAGCUUCGACUCAGUUCUGAUGAAACACUCACUUUACAGUGGAGUUAUUAUAGUGAACUAAAACUAAAACCAAAAUCAUUGAAAAAAACUUGAGUUACUUGAAAUUAUUUUUUUUUUAAACUUAAACUUAUUUUAUUUCAGCUAGUCGCCAAACCAAUAUUUCUCAUUUUCAUUUAGUUUAACUUGAAGUACUUAAAUAACUCAAACUAAAACUGAAAUAACAAUGUAUAAAAAGUAUCAAAACUAAUACAAAUGACAACUAAAAUUAAAAAAAUAAAAACUAAUUGCUUUACACCAUCACAUCAAUCCCCUGUACAUUUGUUUCUCAUUAAACAUCUUUUUUUCCCGCAUUAACUUCUAUGUCAUGUAAAUUUUCAUGCUAUUUAGUAUGUUAUGUAGAUGUUACAUGGUCUGUUCUGGUGUUUUGAAAAGCUCUUUAUUUUCUGAAAUUGCUAGUAUGUGUGUUUUGUCAUUGUUUCUGUGAGUAAAACAAUUCUGUGAAGUUUCUGCAACCGUGCAAACAGUUUUUUUUUUCAAUGUUUUACUGCAGAUAUCAGCCAGAUCCCAGAGAUUUCUUUCAUUUUCAGUUUUAUUGAAAACAGUGUGUAAAGCGUGUGCUUGAUUCCAACCUGUUAAAAAACUGACCUUGUCCCUUCGGCUGAAGACCUUGGAAUGGAACUGACAAUAAAGAUUCAUAAAUCAA
Messenger RNA from Cyprinus carpio (common carp), 1923 nucleotides. Its product is annotated as claudin-15-like. Gene Ontology annotation, molecular function: structural molecule activity. Gene Ontology annotation, biological process: bicellular tight junction assembly; cell adhesion. Lineage: Eukaryota; Metazoa; Chordata; Actinopteri; Cypriniformes; Cyprinidae. The record is from RefSeq and is a predicted model, not a curated record. Gene Ontology annotation, cellular component: bicellular tight junction; plasma membrane.